ACUAUUAAUCAUUCAUUCGCAAAUCUACGCUCACUCAAGUCGCGCCGCUGAUAAAAAAAAAAGACACGAUGAUUAAAUAUAUUCUGUUAGCUGCUAUUAUUCCCGCUGUAAUGCUACAAAAUUCCGACAACGUUGAUCACACCCAAUGGGACAUAGUUGCAGCUAGACCAUGUGCUGGGUUACGACCAGUUCCAGCCAACGUUCGCAUGGAAAACUGCUCAGCGAUGCCUUGCCCACUGGUUCGAGGAAGUGAUGCCAAUAUGGCUAUGGAGUUCACCGCAUUAAGGGAUGCAUCGAGCCUUCACACCAGGGUAAUGGCAACAGCAUUGGGAAUAACUGCCCCAUACGAACUACCUGCUGAACGUGCUGCCGCAUGCAACUGGCUCAUCCAAUCUCGCUGCCCAAUCACCGCUGGUGAAGAUCUGAUCUAUCACCUGAGCAUGCCAAUAACAGCGAUCUAUCCAUUAGUUAGUGUUACGAUAGAAAUUGACCUUGUGGACGAUACCGAUCAGUCCCAUGGAUGUUUUGUCGUGGACACUCGAGUCGUAGCCAACUAAGCCCGUGCGUUGUGAUCAUUUUCUUAUGGUCCGUAAAAAAAAAUCAAAGCAAGAAUGAAAAAUAUAUAGACUGAGUUAUAACAGA
Molecule: messenger RNA, 642 nt
Organism: Wyeomyia smithii (pitcher-plant mosquito)
Lineage: Eukaryota; Metazoa; Arthropoda; Insecta; Diptera; Culicidae
Product: ecdysteroid-regulated 16 kDa protein-like
Exons: 2
Coding region: 69-557 (162 amino acids)
Biological process (GO): intracellular cholesterol transport
Molecular function (GO): sterol binding
Source: RefSeq, a predicted model, not a curated record